AACAUAAAAAGGUAAAUAGAAAACUGAACUGCUGGAGCAUGUGCGGUAUUAGAUGGCGCUGUGAACUGCUGGAGCAUGUGCGGUAUUAGAUGGCGCUGUGAACUGCUGGAACAUGUGCGGUAUUAGAUGGCGCUAUGAAAUGCUGGAGCAUGUGCGGUAUUAGAUGGCGCUGUGAACUGCUGGAGCAUGUGCGGUAUUAGAUGGCGCUGUGAAAUGCUGGAGCAUGUGCGGUAUUAGAUGGCGCUGUGAAAUGCUGCGCAGUGUAGGCACGCAUGUGACCGCAAAUCAGGCAGCGACAAUCGGGGUUUUCACGCAAAUUUCCUGAUUGCUUCCAUGCUGUGUGUAAGACUGUGAUAUAAAUGACAAAUAUAUAAAAUGAUAGUUAUUUUUCUAUAUGAUAUAUAUAUCACAUGAUAUAUACCAUCAUAUUGUACAGUCCUACACACAUAUAUCAGUGCUACAACUAUUGUUAAACUGUGGCUAAGAGCUUAGAUGUGCUUAUCAGCAUUAAUCAUUGUACUGUAGCUGAUUAAUUAUAUAAACCUAAUUUCAGUUAAUUGGAAAUUUGUGCAAAUUUUAUAAAUAUGAGUAAAUACCUUUUAAUAUCCAGUAAAGAAUUCAAGAUAGGAAAUAAGUCUUUCUAUCUGGUCAUUUUAUAUAAACCUUAUAUUUAUUGAAUUUACAAAAAAUGUGCUAUAUUUUGACAGGUAUCAUGAUGAGGAUAUGAGAUUUUGGCCAUAUCACAAACCCCUAUAUAUGUGUGUUAUUAAAUAAUAUAAAUUUACAAAGGUUUCUAAGAAUUGACAGGAUUCUACAUCUCUGACACAUAAUCCCUCAUGCAUACUCUGACAUCUCACUGUACUUGUUCUAAAAGACUAGGGGGAUACAUAUGGUUUGGGGAUUGGUCUGCCAUUAAUGUGAUAACUCAAGAAGUAUUAGACGGACAUUUUCAAAUUUUGCAUAUUUAUUGUAUGGGUGAGGAUCUGGAGCAGAUCAAUUUCAGACAAAUGGCACUAAAAUUGAGGCAGUACUACAAAGUGAUAACAAAGUGAAGGCCAGCCUCAAUCACUUGAUCUUGUUAGCAUGAUAACUCAAAAAGUAUUUGAUGGAUCGUUUUCAAACUUUGCACACACAAACUUUGCAACUAGGCUUAGUGUUAUUAAAGGAAAGGGUGACUGCAGAAAACACUGAACCCUGUGAGUAGAGGUUGACAAAUCGAUUGGCCAGAAACAAAAAUUGGCCAAUUUUAAGCAUUUAAUGGCAGUUGGUAUUAGACGAUUAUUCAGACUACAUAGCCGUCAUAGUGAAGUAUGGCUAUGCGUGGCUGCACCUGAUUGACGUCUUUGUUGUAGUGUGGCUUAUCAGCACCUACAGUAGUGAACCUACAUGACAGCCAAAGGUAAGAGUUCUAAAUUCCUCCUGCUUAUAUCAGUUUCACUUGAUGAAUAACAUCGCCAACAAAUAACAAAGCCAAAACGAUGCAGUUUUGAAACAUAUUGUUUUGUUCCUCUUGUAAGAAAUUGAAUUAUAAAAGCCAAAAAAUCUCAAGUUGCUGUUUUUUUGUAAUACUUUUAAAAUGCUGCAUGCUAUUGUUUAAAGUGAUUAAUAUUUAAGCAGUUCAGUGAUUAUAGUUUUUGUUUUUAUUUCUUUUAAACUGCUACAUGCCCUCGUUUAAAUUAUUAUUCUUUUUGUAUGAUAUUAAUGUUAAAUAAAUAUUGAAAGUUAAACAGUUGUGUUACUCAUUUGUUAUUUUUUUCUUUAAAAAAAUCAGCCAUUGGCCCUUCCCACUACAAUAAAAUGUAGGCAUUGGCCCCUGAAAAAUCGACCACUACUUAUGAGCAUGAUCAUUCAAAAAGUAUUUGAUGGAUCUCGUUUGCACUUCACAGAAGAACAUGUCAUGGAUGAAGAUCUACACCUGAUUUUAUUUCGAGACAAGUUGCACCAAAAUUGAAGCAAUGCUAGGUGGCAGCAAAGGAAGGAAAGGGCGACUACAGAAGACACUUGAUCUUGUGAACACAGUAACCAUAACAGUAUUUAAUGGCUCUUUUUCCAACUUCCCAGGAACAUUGUAUAGGUGAUGAUCUGGGGCCUAUUUCAUUUUGAAACAAAUCACUCCAAAAUUGAACCAGUGUCACUUAGUGGUGGCGCAUAAAAGGUCUGAUUAGGUAUGGAUCAGGGUCGAUAACGAUCACGGCUGUCGGAUCGGUGGCCCUCUAGUAGCAGGAGGGAUUAGAUGGGGGGGCAGGGAGUGAUGGGGCCUUCUGGGACAAACAUUUCUGACAGCAUCUAGUUCAGUUACUUCUUUUACCUGUAGGAUUUAUUAUGGUGUUCUUUAGUGGGCCAGCCGCGGAAGCCAGUAGAAGAGACCAUAUGUUGACCAAAAAUGCAGCUAUUAUUAAGAGGGCUAAGAAGUUUGAAAAAUGAAAGAUACCUUUUGUGUAGAUGCUGGAGUGUUAUAUUCUGGGUACCUGACACAUGCUUCUUUCUACAGUAGCACCGAAGGACGGUAGUAAUGAGUGCCAAAGUGGACUUAGAGGUCCCAGCAGCAGCAGGAGAUGCCGCUGUUGCCGACACCUCCAGUGUCCUGCCGUCUGAUGAGGGCUUGGCUGAGAGGUCAUGUUCCCAGACUGCUGCUUCUUUCAUCAUUUCCGCUAACGCUCAUAUUGAACAGAAGGGGGAUGUUUCCCACAGUAUGACUGAGACGGUGAAAGGGGGCGGGGCUGGCAAUCUGGAGCCUUCUGUCCUGCCGCCUCAGGUGGGCGGAGCCUGCAGCAUUGUUCAUGUGCUGGAGUGGAAGGAAGGAGUAGCAAUAUUACCGGGCAGCAACCUGAAGUUCCGAAUGAGCGACACCGGCACCCUUGAAGUGGUGAGUGAUAAGAAGGUGGGCAGUGCUGAACCCUUGGCAGAGGUGGCUGCUGUGAAGGAGGAGCCUGCAGACAAGAGGCCAGCCAGAAAAGCAAUAAAACCUUGUGCCUAUGAACAGAUUUCCCCAUCUCCAGAACACCAGAGCAAAGAUACAAUAGCCCUUGCUCCUAUGAGCAGCUGUGCAGGACAACAGAACCUGUCCAUCAAGGAGGAAUCUGAAGUUCAGGAGCUUUCAGGCCUCUGCGAUGUGGUGGAGAAGAAGAUUUGCCCAGAAGAGUUACGCCGAGAGUUAGGCAGUAACAAAAUUGAGACAGAAGAGAGGAGUUCAAGGAACCAGGUGUCUGUUCUAGACCCAGAGCUGUUGAAGCCAAUGAAAAAGAGGAAGAGAAAAGAAUAUGCAAGUCCAUCAGAAGAAGAGUCUGAGAUGGAGGCUAUGGAGGAGAAAACCGAGGAUCUAAAGUCGUGCAGCUCUGCAGGGGAGAGCCACCCCAGCAGGCCAGGUGUGCACAGGGAGGUGCUGCCAGAGGUUCCCUGGGAACCCCGAGGCCUGGCUGGGACCAAGAAAAAGCUGUGGUUGUGGCCUCAGUUCCUGGAAGACCAGGGGGCCAUCGCUGCCCCGCCCAAGCUCUUCCAAGAGUUCCAAAGGAUUCCACAGUGUAAGAACAACUACCGCCAAGGCAUGAAGUUGGAAGGCAUAGAUCCCCAGCACCCAUCCAUGUAUUUUGUCCUGACUGUGGCUGAGGUUUGUGGCUACAGGAUGCGGCUCCACUUUGAUGGCUAUUCUGAGUGUCACGACUUCUGGGUUAAUGCUAACUGUCCCGACGUCCACCCACCAGGGUGGUGCGAGAGAACGGGGCACAAGCUCUACACACCCAAAGGGUGUAAGGAAGAGGAGUUCUCUUGGAGUAGCUACUUAAAACUGACAAAAGCACAAGCUGCCCCAAAGGAACUGUUUGUGAGCUCUGGCAGAAUGGAGACACCAUGCGGCUUUGAGGUGGGGAUGAAGCUGGAGGCUGUAGACCGGAUGAACCCUUCCCUCAUUUGUGUAGCCACGGUGACGGACGUAGUAGAUAGUCGGUUCCUCGUGCACUUCGAUAACUGGGACGACACCUAUGACUACUGGUGUGAUGCCACCAGCCCAUACAUUCACCCAAUUGGAUGGUGUGAAGAGAGAGGCCUUCCUCUGACACCCCCACAAGAUUACCCAGAUCCCGAUAAGUUCUCUUGGGAGAGGUACCUAGAAGAAACAGGCUCUACAGCGGUUUCACCAGAGGCCUUUAAAGUGCGGCCUCCUCAUGGCUUCCAAGUGCAGAUGAAACUAGAGGCUGUGGACAAGAGAAGCCCAGCUCUCAUCCGUGUAGCAACCGUGGAGGAGGUCGAUACACAUAGGAUUAAGAUUCACUUUGACGGUUGGAGUCACAUGUACGACGAGUGGAUGGAUGCAGACCACCCAGACCUCCACCCAGCUGGCUGGUGCGAGCACACAGGGCACUCCCUGCAGCCACCUCUUCGGGAACCCAGCAUCCAGCCACCCGGUCCCAGGGAACCUCCUGUUUCAGGACAGACAAAUUUUCCUUCUCUGCCCUGCAAAGGAAUAUCUCACUCCAGAAACACCAAGUACAGCUUCCAUCACAGGAAGUGUCCGACCCCGGGCUGCGACGGCUCGGGGCAUGUGACAGGCCGCUUCACAGCACACCACUGUCUCUCCGGUUGCCCGCUGGCUGAGCGCAACCAGGGCCGACUGAAGACCGAGCUGUCUGACACCGAGGGCCUAGGCAGCAAACGGAACCUGCUCAUGUUCGGUCCGCGUAACAAGAAGUCACGCUACCAUGGCAGGAUCGGCCGCCCUCCAAAGUACCGGAAGAGCCAGCAGAGGAGCUAUCAGAGUAUGACUGUAGAGGGGGUGUAUCCGUCCCUGUUCAUGUCAGCGCUUUCAGCCCAUCCAGACCGCACCGUCUCUCUCUGCUGGGAACAGCACUGCAAGCUGUUGCCAGGUGUGGCAGGCAUUCAUGCCAGCAAGGUGGCCACUUGGACUGUGGAGGAGGUCUUUGGCUUUGUUCAUAACUUGACUGGUUGUGAAGAGCAGGCCCGACUCUUCAGGGAUGAGAUGAUUGAUGGGGAGGCUUUCCUGCUGCUGACACAGGCUGACAUAGUCAAGAUAAUGAGCAUCAAGCUUGGCCCUGCUCUCAAGAUCUAUAAUGCCAUCCUUAUGUUUAAGACCACUGACGAAGGCCUCAAGUGAUUUGCCUGUUUUGCGGUGUACCAGUCUAGAAAUCUCUUCAUCUAUGUGUUUGGUGUUCAGUUCAAAAACCAUAAGAGAGACCGCCUGAUGAAUUUUUUAUACUUUAUUUUCAAUGAUGUAGUUACAAUAGAAAAAAAAGCCUAUUGUCCCCAAGAAAUUUAAUGUUGCUGAAGCGGAUAGUUAGACUGAGCCAUUAAUUAUCAACUUCUGAUGUUCCUAGAAGUUUCCAUUCCGCUUGGUGACACACAAAUACACAUGCAUAUAUAAGAACAACAUGAAAGGUAUAUUUUAUUUAAUUGAAACUCCUUUUUUGAAAGAAAGCUAAAUUAUUUGAAAAGUGACAUAAACGUAACACGUUUACAUAAAAGUUUUUUGCAAGUGUAUACCUUGCAUUUAAGAAAACUUGAAGAUUUCAGAUAAUAUAAAUCCCAGUUUGAGGUUUUCAGUGGGACCAAGACUCUCUCUCUAAUGGAUACAAGUUUACAGGCAGUGCCCGGGUUAAGAAAGUCCGACUUACAGACAGCUCGUAUUUAUGAACGGACGGCCAUAAAGUCUGUAACGUGAAAAAUUUUGGUUAAAUGUAAUGGCUCAUAAAAAUGAAUGCACACACUUUGUGACUCUCGUGAAAACGACUGGCUUCAGCGGUUAGUUGGCUCGAGGUACAGAAUAGUACUGUAUUACUUUUAUUACUGCUUUAUUAUUAUUAUUAUUAUUAUGUACUGUAUUAUUAUUUUUCCAAUCUAUCUACAAAUUCCACGUAGAGACAGAUUUAGGGAAUGGAUCUCGUUCAUAACCUGGGAACUGCCUGUACGGUGUUAAGGUGCAGUAAUUACGUCAAGAAGCCCUUCAGCUUCUCACAACUCAGCACAAGUUCAUUUCAAGCUCUUUGGUUUCUCCAGAAUUUUGAUGUGCAUUUAAAUCCAUUCAAUAAAGUGUAAAGCUGUGCAAAAUACAAACAAAUAUUACUUUAUGUACUAGAUUUUCGUUACAAGGUUGAAAUGGAUUUAUUUAUACAGUCUAGUGAAAUUAAGGGAAACUGCUCUAUUACUGUUACUCUAUGAGGCAUUAAAAACAAGUAGCUACUUGACUCAAUAUUCUUUGCCAGGAAGCAUUGGAGGAAUAGAGUAGAAUGUUGGAACUCGAACGCAUCUUAUCUCGACCAACUCGGAUGUCAAACGGUUCUGUUUUUUUGACUUGUACCAUAACCGAAAUCUUGGAACUCGACCAUUCCUGCUAAAACUUG
This is a messenger RNA of Brienomyrus brachyistius, 6350 nucleotides long. RefSeq names its product L3MBTL histone methyl-lysine binding protein 1 (gene l3mbtl1). Gene Ontology annotation, cellular component: nucleus. NCBI's taxonomy places the organism in Eukaryota, Metazoa, Chordata, Actinopteri, Osteoglossiformes, Mormyridae. Bases 2513 to 5107 code for a protein of 864 amino acids. Gene Ontology annotation, molecular function: protein binding; zinc ion binding. Gene Ontology annotation, biological process: regulation of DNA-templated transcription. The transcript is spliced from 21 exons. The record is from RefSeq and is a predicted model, not a curated record.